AUGGCGGUCCCCAGCGUGGAGCAGGCAGUGUGCAGCGCCAGCCGCUCCUAUGUGCUGCCCGCGGGGUUCAGGCCCUCCUACGGCACCGCCGGCUUCCGCGCGGUGGCCGACCUGCUGCACUCCACCAUGUGCGGCAUCAUGAUGGCGGCCCGCGCCCUGAAGACGCAGCAGAUCACCGGCAUCUGCAUCACCGCCUCCCACAACCCCGCCCCCGACAACGGCGUCAAGCUGGUGGAGCCGUCGGGCGAGAUGCUGUGCCAGGAGUGGGAGUCGUAUGCGAACGAGCUGGCCAACGCCCAGACUGACGCCGAGCUGGCCAAGCAGGUGGCGGGGCUGCUGGCGGCGGAGGGCAUCACGGCGCCCGCCCCUGGCGUCGUCAUGAUUGCCCACGACACGCGGCCCAGCGGGCCCGAGCUGGCCGCGGCGGCGGCCGCGGGGGUGCGCUGCCUGGGCGCGGAGCCCCAGAUGUGCGGCCUGCUGACCACGCCGCAGCUGCACUGGAUGGUGAUGCGGCGCAACCUGGGGCAGCCGUGCGGGGAGGCAGACUACCACGCCGCGCUGGCGGGCGCGUACCGGCAGCUGGUGGAGGGCACGGCGCCGCUGGGCCAGACCCUGUACAUGGACUGCGCCAACGGCGUGGGCGCCCCCAAGAUGGCCGCCCUGGUGGCGUCACUGGCCCAGGCGGAUGCGGGGCUGGCCGUGGACCUGCGCAACACGGGGCAGGGGGUGCUCAACGGCGGCUGCGGCUCCGACUUCUUGCAGAAGGACCGCCAGCUGCCCGCCAACUUCCAGGAUGUGCCGCCUGGGGCGCGGUGCUGCGCGGUGGAUGGAGACUCCGACCGCCUCAUGUACUUCACGCCGCUGGAGGGAGGAGAGAAGGGUGAGGGGGACCUGGAGACGGUGUCUGCUGCUCACGCCAAAACAGUCAUCCUUCUGCAUCCUGACAAGGAUGAGCAAUUAGAUGCCUCACUGGUGAUCCCUACCUGUUCUGCGCUGGAAAUGCAGGCCGCAGAAGUGCACAAGACUGCCACGCUUUUGGGCCUGCAGUCGUGCCGCAGCCACCCCUCCACCACUCUGCGGCGGCAGCGGGUGGUACUGCAGAACCCGGAUGUGCCCCCGCUAGACAGGAGCAGCGAGGCGCAGCAGGCGACCCGCACCAUUGCUGGCGUGGUGCAGCGAUCGCUGCCCCCUGCAGCAAAUAUGAAGCUGGUGGAAGUUAACGGUAGGUUUGAGGCCUGCUGCAUGGGCUGCAGGGCUAAAGCUUGA
Messenger RNA from Chlorella variabilis, 1266 nucleotides. RefSeq lists its product as hypothetical. Gene Ontology annotation, biological process: UDP-N-acetylglucosamine biosynthetic process; carbohydrate metabolic process. The transcript is spliced from 6 exons. NCBI's taxonomy places the organism in Eukaryota, Viridiplantae, Chlorophyta, Trebouxiophyceae, Chlorellales, Chlorellaceae. The record is from RefSeq and is a predicted model, not a curated record. Gene Ontology annotation, molecular function: magnesium ion binding; phosphoacetylglucosamine mutase activity. Bases 1 to 1266 code for a protein of 421 amino acids.